Messenger RNA from Quercus robur (English oak), 383 nucleotides. RefSeq lists its product as uncharacterized. NCBI's taxonomy places the organism in Eukaryota, Viridiplantae, Streptophyta, Magnoliopsida, Fagales, Fagaceae. The record is from RefSeq and is a predicted model, not a curated record. The transcript has 5 exons. Bases 1 to 351 code for a protein of 116 amino acids.
AUGAAGAGAUUAGGAGACAACGUUUAUGAUAACUCUUCGCAAUUCAAGAGACCCUUUGGUUCUUCUCCUGAAGACUCCUAUGGGCAAUCCCAAGUCCCAACGGGUGGAGAAGGAGGUUUUGGAGUGAAUGCAAAUUUGGCUUCUUAUGAUGACAAAGAUACCUUAAAGAGUGAGUCAACAGUUGAAUUUCUAGGUCCUCCACAAAAUAAGGUUGAAUUUCAAGAAACUAUCAGCUUUGUGAACAAGAUAAAGGGGACAAGAACGAGGCACUCCAUACAUAUAGCAGAACUCUUGCAAAGAAAGAUGUGGCGGGUGAUGUUGAGGGCAAAGGCAAAGGAAAUGAAGACCUAGACAAUUCAUUGCAAAAUAGGUAUGUUCCUAAA